Messenger RNA from Dermacentor andersoni, 1447 nucleotides. Its product is annotated as protein SEC13 homolog. NCBI's taxonomy places the organism in Eukaryota, Metazoa, Arthropoda, Arachnida, Ixodida, Ixodidae. Gene Ontology annotation, biological process: protein import into nucleus; COPII-coated vesicle budding; positive regulation of TOR signaling. The record is from RefSeq and is a predicted model, not a curated record. Gene Ontology annotation, cellular component: nuclear pore outer ring; COPII vesicle coat. Gene Ontology annotation, molecular function: protein binding; structural molecule activity.
CGCAUGCGCAGCGUCCACGAAGCCCUCGGCGCCGACGCGCGAACGUGGCACGCUCGCGACGCACGUGUCAUGAGUUUACUUUUCGUAGUUCGGCAGCUGGCAAAGCAAGCGGCUAGCAUUGGAAGUGCACCCUAAUAAUGGCGUCACUGAUCAACACCGUGGACACUGCUCAUCACGACAUGGUGCACGACGCCCAGACCGACUACUACGGGACCCGCCUGGCGACUUGCUCGUCGGACAAGUCGGUCAAGGUGUUCGACGUCAAGAACGGCACGCAGAAGAUGCUCGCUGUGCUGACAGGACACGAGGGCCCCGUGUGGCAGGUGGCAUGGGCGCACCCUGUGUUUGGCAGCCUGCUGGCAUCGUGCUCGUACGACCGCACUGUCUGCCUCUGGGCCGACCAGGGCGCACACAGCAACCCAGACUGGCACUGUGUGCACCGCUACCGGGACCACGACUCGUCUGUGAACUCCAUCUGCUGGGCUCCUCAUGAGUUCGGCCUGAUGCUCGCCUGUGCGAGCUCGGAUGGUGCCGUCUCAGUUCUCUCUAGCAAUGGCGAUGGCGUCUGGGUGGCCAAGAAGAUUGCCAAUGCCCAUACGAUUGGCUGCAAUGCGGUGAGCUGGGCCCCAGCCCCGGGUUCAUGCCAGGCCGGCGAGCCAGGUGUAUGGAUUGGGCUUCGCCAGUUCGCCACGGGUGGCUGCGACAACCUGGUCAAGGUCUGGCAGCUCCAGGAUGGUGCGGAGGAGUGGCAGGAGGCCCACCAGCUGGAGGCCCACUCGGACUGGGUGCGGGACGUGGCCUGGAGCCCCGCUGCGGGGCAGCCCAGCCGCAUUGCCAGCUGUUCCCAGGACUGCCGCGUCAUCAUCUGGACCUGCAACCUCAACAGUGGCUGCUGGCAGCCUCUGUUACUAGGCACCUUCGAUGACGUUGUCUGGCUCAUCAGCUGGUCCCUCACGGGCUCAGUGCUGGCUGUGUCGGGAGGUGACAACAAUGUGACCUUGUGGAAGGAGUCUCGAGAUGGAAGCUGGGCAUGCAUCAGUGACACGGGCCACGAGGAUGACCGCACCAGCGAGUACUCGGACAAGAACAACGGCUAAGGACCUGGUUUGGCCACACAGGCUUGGCUACAAAUGUGGAAGCCGAUCAGUGCGCCAGACGUCCGGCCCCCGAAGGUGCACAGCGUACAAACCUGCUAUGUUCAAAUAUACUCUCUGGCUCUGGUUAGGCAUGCACAAGAUGGGGCUUACACGACCAAGGGGCUACAUUCAAAUCUCGAUAUAACGAACCACGCGGGACCGCUAAACAUCGUUCGUUAUUUUGAAAUAUUGUUGUAAUAAAAAGCUUGCGAUCAUAAGCCAGUGUACAAACCUAGGAAUGAAAAUGAAGUACCUUGGCAGUAGAAGCGUGUGCAGACAAGCAUACUCUCAAAUAAAGAUGUUUCACUCAA